UGUGCCACUUCCCUAGUAGCUGGUGGGAGAGCCUGUACCCCCCCCCCUCUAGUCUGGGUUCCAGUUCAGGAGGUCCUCUCCAUCAGCAAAGUUUUGUGCCAACCUGUGCCUUGCUGCUCUUCCCUGAGCCUUUCCUACUCUUCUCCACUCUCUGAGUUUGCCAGUUACACAUCUCCCUCCUACCUGGGAGUAACUAUUGGCUACCUGCCUCUCUAUCCUCAACUUCCAGGGAGUGACUACAGAGUACUUCCUGCAGCCCCUAGCUCCUCUCAAUGCCUAGGCUUACACUGAUACCUCCUGUCCAGCUGAGCCACAGCUUACUGGCUCCUCCUCCAGGUGCAGCCUGAGCAAUUAAUUGGCCCAGCUAGCCACUUUCAAGGCUUUCUGAAGCCUACAUCUCCCUCCCAUGCUGCUUAAUUGACUAAUGGGCCCAUUUGGCCUAAUUCAGCUUCUCUCAGGGUGAUGUGGGGAGUACCAUAUUCCUAUUGCAGUACCAUAUUGACUUAUAACAACUGAACAGGUUACAUCUAUAAUAGGCUUAAAAUGUAAGACUGGUCAGAGAGUGAGGUCGAAAAUGAGAUAGGUGGCUUACUUGCAGACCGAAUAAUUAUUUUGUUUACUCUCAUCAUCGAUAUGGUAUGUAGAUUACUUCCCUCCCUCACAUAUAACUAUAAUGUCUAAACAGCACUUGUCCCAAACCAGCAAGUAAGAGAAGUAAGAGAAUUCUUCAAUUGGAAUUUGAAUAGUUCUUAAUCUUUUCUCUUAAGUUGAUUUGGGAUAUACUCUGACCCCACUUGGCUUUUAAAAAUCUGUUUAAUAUGUGACAACAAACUGCAAUGAUGAUACUUUAAAGUGGACAUAAUAUGUAGAGUAAAGUUCCAUUGUACACUAGAUAAUGUACUAAUGUCUGCCUUAUUCUCACUGUAAAAUAUACUGCAAGUAGUAGGACUUUGACACAGGUCAUCCUGCCAAAACUACCAAUACUUUAACUAAGGGGAACACUCUCUUGCUGGAUAUUAUUGGACAUUCAAACAGAUUUUAUGUACAGAAGGAAUAUUGGUGAAGACACCUAUAUAGUGUGGUAUACUUUCCAUAAAAUCCCAAAGAAUCUGUUCUACAGAGACCAGAAAAAGAAUUUUUCGUUUAACAUGUAGUAUAUUGAAUGAACUUUGAUCAGUACAAGGCUUAUAUUGUGAGCAUAAUCUGUGAGUCUAAGAAGUGAGUACAUAGCUUCAAUUUUUCACUUUCUGGUUCAGGUUUAAGUGUUUACAGAGUCACGUUAUUCUGCAUUGGAAGCAUGGGUAUUCGAUUUGCAAGGCCUGCCUCUCCCUUCAUGCUUUUGAAAAACUCUUGCCACAUACAGAUUCAUUAAUAAGAGCUCACUCUGGUGACAUGCAAACUACAAGUCCCACAAUUCUCAGCAACUGGGGAGUGGUGCAGAAAUGUUUCCAGACUGUUCACAUGGAGAUAAGGGGGCAAUGAAGAAAUAAACAAACUUGCCAAGGUAAAAGGACUGUUCCAGAAAACAUCAUUCAGUGUGAAAAACACCUUUUGGAGUGGAGUAUGUAUGAAAAAGAAAAGUAGUGGAAAGGAAGUGGGGCUCCAGUACAGCUUAUUCUCCUGAAAAUAUUUAGGAAGGAUGGGGUCUCUAAAAUCCUACAGCUGUGAGCAAUGUGGGAAUGAUUUUGUGAGCCACACUGCCUUGAGGUAUCAUUUCAGAGCAAAACAUCUUGGAAAAGUUCACUGUGAAAAAUGUGGUAGGGAAGUUUUGAAAGAGAGACUUCGGGACCAUGAAGAGGCCAAUCACGAAAGGACGAGUCAACAGGUCAACCAUGAAAGGACGAGUGCUGAAAAACAAUGGUGUUUCUGGGACAUGCCUCAAAAAAGGGAAGAAAAAUUUGUGGCCAUGGAAAUGUCUACCUCCUGCAGGAUGUGCCCAAGACAGUUUGGGACCAUCCACAGCAGGGAACACCACGAGAAACAAGAACAUCACUUCACAGCCAGGAGAAGAGCUCAAAUGGCCACUGGAUUUUCAUCUGAUAAUAUUGUGGAUUAUAAAAACCCAACCGAACUAGAGAGGUUUAUAGAAGAAAAGCUUCGACCCAUUCCAGGCCCUGCAAGUAUUGCCUGUGCAACAGAAAUAGAGGCAAUUAUUAAUUUGAUCAAGGAAUGUUUCCCAUUACCAGUAGCUCGUCUAAUCAAGGGAGGCUCGUAUGUAAAAGGAACUGAUACACAAGACUGGUCUGAUAUUGAUGUAGUGCUAUUUAGUAAAGCCUUUGAAAAUCUAGAGGACUGCAAAAAGAAACUGCCAGAAGUUAUAGAUGACCUUGGAAAAAGACUCAAGAAAUCUUCAUGGUCCAGCAGGAUAAUGAUGGCAAAAAGGACCCAAUUAUCCUUACGGUUUCAUUUCAAGUGCCAUAGGAAUCACCACAUUCACUCAUUUGAUAUCAUGCCUUGCUAUGACAUUCUGGGGCCUACACCAUCAACAGGUAUAAAACAGAGCUUUUAUCGCAAGCUUUAUCUCUGUAAUGACACUGAUGAAAUCCAGAUGUACUCAAUGUGCUUGCUGCAGUACCAGGUUGAGUUUAUCAAGACAUCUACCAUGAGGGUGAAAGACCUGAUUCGUUUAGUGAAGCACUGGUUCAGGACUUCAUUUGCUAAACCAACAGCACAAAACAAGUUUCGCAGACUUCCUUCUUCCUAUGCUGUAGAGCUCAUCACAAUCUUCAUCUGGCAGCUGGCCGGGAAACCAGUCUGUUUCAGCUUGGUUCAAGGGAUGAGAGCUAUCCUGAAGUUUCUGGUUAGAUACACAGAAAUGUGCAUCGUUUGGCACAAACACUACAGCCCAAACUGUAUGAUUUUCAAAAAGGUGAUUCAGAAGGAAACUAGGCCAGUUGUUUUGGAUCCUACAAACCCAACAUUUAACAUGUGCAAGAACAGUAAUGCUUGGGAUGAAGUGGCUCAUGUGGCAAGACGGAGCCUCCUUAAGCCUCUUUUUAAUGGUGUGCAAGCAAAGGAGCCCUGGCUUUUUACAAAUGGCUGGUAAAUACAACCACCAUCACCAAGCUAAUACCUUCUCUUAAGUCCUGUCUAAUAGCUUUACCAUGGCAGAAAUAUUGUAAUAUAAAGAAAUGGAAAUAAAGAAGGGGAGGAAGUUUUGUUCUUAUUCUUUAAAUUCUUUGUCAUUUCUUCUGAAUAAACUAGACAAAAUCUGCUCUAAUCAGGGAAUUAAACCAUCUGCUUCAUUUUAACCCUGUGUGAGAGAAGAAGCUAUGCUUACCAUCUCUUCCUUCUGUUUGUAAAAGUUCAAGCACUAGAAUAACGAGGGCAAUAUUUCAUAGCUCCUAAAACUCCUUCCUUACCAGCUUGCUAGAAUUCCAUAAAAGUUGGAGCAUUGUUUACUUAAAAAUGGACCAUGGAAAGAACUGAAUGGUUACACAGUUAAGAUGACUAUUUAUAGCUACAUAGCAUCUGGUGAAACAUUAAUUUGCAAUAGAUCAAUGGUGGAAGACUCUACAAUAGGCUGUCUCUCAAUACAUUGUUAAUAUCUGGAAGUUUUGCCAACCACAUAUCUCCUGAGUAUAAGAUGAAGGGAAGGUUGGAAAUAUAGUGAAGAGUGGAGAUAAAUUAUGUAUCCAGAGUUUACCAAUUGCAUGUUUUAUGGCAGCACUAACCAUUUCAGUGUGAAAAGAUACUGUUUCAUAUACAGGUAUAACAUAAGUAAUUGGGACUACAGCCAAAAGCCUCACCUGAAGGUAAGCUGGAGAGACUGCAUGAAUUGCUGGAAUGCUGGUUGUGGCAGGAGUGCUACUAAGAAUAGGAAAUACAGCAUUGAGUAUGAGAAUUGAUUGUACAAGAUGCUUGAGAGUAAACAAUCUCCCAGGGUCAGGCUAGUGAUGAGGAAAAAACUAGACAGACAGAACUGGAGGGAAACUGAAGUGGGAAAGUAGUCAGCAUCAAUUUCCUCUGGGUACAAUGCUGUGUUAGUUUUAUGACGGUUAAAUCAAAGUAAAUUUAAAAUGACUCUUGCACCAAAUCCUGGAUCUCAGAUGAUGCAGUGGGCUAGUAUGAAGUAAUUUAUCUAUGUGAAGAUAACAGCUCACAUAAUUGAAAGAAAGAAAUUAAAAUUUCAAAAAAAUCAAAUUCAGUCCAUUGUAAGUAUCCUGUAGAACUGGUUUUUUUUUUCAUUUAAAAUAUAAAAACCAAAUUCCUUUGCUAUUUACAAGCUGUUGUUUAAUAGUUUGUGAUGUUUAUCUAUCCAUUUGGAUAUCAGGAUAGACUUUAAACAGUUGUCAUCAAAUAUAAAAUAAAGCAUGUGCCGUUCACUGAUACUGUAAAAACAUCAUUGUACUCUGUGAUUCAUUGUGGUUUGAAAACACAUCCUGAAUGAAGAUUAUUUUUUCUAAGUGGCACAUGCCAAUAUAGACACUAGUGCUUAGUUAAUUACAGUUGAAUUUGUUCUGAGUGUGUGUGAACGCCACCCAGUCUGUCUCCUGAUGAGCCAGAUAAAUUAAAAAUUCAUAGUUUUCCAUUAUCUUGUAUUUGUUUCAAUGACAUAAUUGGCAAGAUUCCACUUCCUGAAAUUUUAAUUGCAUUGGUAUAUGUUUCUCAACUUAAUAUAACAAAGUGUUGCUAUAAGAUUGAUUUCUGCUCUCAGCAGCGAUGUUUUCACUUAAGGGUUCUCUCCAGGGGCAAAAAUAAAUAACUGAGAAUGAAAAACAUUUAAAAACCUUGUUGCUGCUACCCAGCACAGACUUUGAUCACAGGUACUACUUUUGAAGCUGUUUUCUUUUUUAAUUCUCCUAUGGAAGCUCCUAGUACAAAUGAACAGAAUUACUGAGAAAUGGAUAGUGUCUUUUCUUGCCAGUACAAACUGCUCCUUACUAAAUAACUUCUCCCAGAAAUCUUAGCAAAUGAGUCAGGUUUCAGUUUUUUCAUUUAUCAAGUAUGUUGCAGUAGUUCCCAGGGGCCUUCUGAGAAGAGGCCCAGCUAUAUUAGACCCUGUACAAACAGAAUAGAUAUAGUUCUUGCCCAAAAAAGCUUGAAGACAACUGACAUCUUGUCAAGAUUCUUUUCUCUGAAGCUGAACUUUGUUUUACUUAACAGGCUUCCAUCACCAAUACACUAGGGUGAAUGGUUUUCUAGCAGCAGCGCUAUCAUUCUUUCUGCACAAGUCCUGGUUUGCUCUUUCACUUCACAAGGUGAGUACCUUCUUGGACUCCGCUUUACUUUGGAAAAACACCUACUUAAUUAUUUUACUAUCCAAAGUAUUCUUUUUUUCUAUAUCAAAACGUGUGAUCCUUAAAAGUAUUAAUGGCCAUAUUCUUAUAACACUGGGUGAACUAAAUUGGAGCUGUGCUUCUUACACAAGAAAAAUACCAGUUUACGUUAAGUCAAUUCACUAAUUCAUCAGUGAAUUGAAAACUCCCAGUCAGAUGAUUUUGCUGGAAAAAAGGUCUAUAGAAUCAAGCUCUUGGUGGUGACAUAUUAGUUGCAGAUCUCAUAAAUGCCAGUAGCUUAGUUUAUAAUAAGGCUUUUAACAAUACUCUAAAACCUGACCUCUUAUGUAGUAUACCGUGAAUUAGCGAAUAUAGCCUGCGAGUUGUCCAUAUUUUUACCUACCAUGCCCUCUCCCCCCUGUGGGGUAUAUAGGUCUGCAUCUUAUGCAAUUUGAUUUUUACUCCUAUUACAAGAAGACAAGAUCAACAUAAUAAAAUCAGCAGCUUCGAUUUAAUAAUAAUUCAAUAAGAGCGGCAAUGUUGUUGUGUUUACUAAAUUAAAAUAAAAGUUAAAACGUUACUUACUGUGAAGCUACUAAAUAAAUACAUGUUAAUACUUACGAUACUGCAGCUUUAUAGCUGGCAAGUGGCAACCACAUUAAAGACAACCAGAUUCUUUUAUGAAGGUGGCAGAAGUCUCUGCGGGUUAUGUACGUCCGCAGAUAUUCUAAUAUAUUUUUUACACACCAUACAAAAACUGCGAUUAAUACAUGAGUGUGUGUUAUACUUGGAUGCGUGUUAUAUUAGCUAAUUUACAGUAAGUCAAUCCACUCUGAUAUUAAGUUGGCUUUUCUUUUCUUAUUGCAAAAAUGCAAGUUGAAUAUACAAUUUAAGACACCGAAGGUCAGUCUAUACUGCCAUGAGUACAAGUAGACAUCUCAGAGCUAGCUUUAAUUUAGAUAUUUCUGGUACCAGAGCAUUGGGGGCUGAAAGGGUCUUGGCUUCAAUGAAGCCUGUGUUGCCAAGGCUUUACUGCUUUGGUACCCAGAUUAGCUUGGGUAUGUCUGUAUGAGCUGCAUUUACAUUGGGAUUGCAAUGCAGACCUAGUAUUAGACAGAUAUGAUCAAAAAUCCUGUACUACAGGUUGAACCUCUCUGAUCCAGCAACAUCUGUGGUCCAGCAUGAUUUUAGUUAGCUGUACGUUCACUUAUCAUGAGCGUGACCAAGUUUCCCAUGUUGUUUUACAGAUACCAGCCCUGGCUCUGAGUGUUCUGUGAUAUUUGGCUCUCAUUUACCCCUCAAUGUUUUCUCAGAGCUCAGUCAGCACUGGAAAUAUUGGUAAUACUGCUAGACAAUAUUGGCCUCCUAUGGUCCAGUCAACUCCUGAGGGUGCCGCAUUGGAGAGGCUCAACCUGUACUAAAUAGUUGUACAUGCAGUGAGGCUUUUGCAGAAUAGCUGUGUUUAAACUGAACUAUUUUUAUAGUCUAUGCUACUGGAAGAAU
Pelodiscus sinensis (Chinese soft-shelled turtle) is the source of this 6722-nucleotide messenger RNA. Lineage: Eukaryota; Metazoa; Chordata; Testudines; Trionychidae. The record is from RefSeq and is a predicted model, not a curated record.